Molecule: messenger RNA, 1430 nt
Organism: Ciona intestinalis (vase tunicate)
Lineage: Eukaryota; Metazoa; Chordata; Ascidiacea; Phlebobranchia; Cionidae
Source: RefSeq, a predicted model, not a curated record
UUAUUUAUUUUUAUUUUAGUUUUUUUAAAUAAAUAUUUUUUUUAUUUUGGAAACACUGAAUUGGUUUUCGGAACAAUCUGGGCUUUAAAUUUCACGCUAUGGUGUUCGAGCCAUUAGUUGACGUGGGUUCAGCGCAGGCAGGAAAAAUGGGGGCAAAUAAAAGCAAGAAUAAAAACAAGAAGAAGGGAAAGUCGGAUGAAAAUACAAAGAAAGAAGCAACGACAGCGGAACUGGCACAUUUAGAUGAAGAUCGUAAAGAUAUUCAGGAAGAUGAAAUAGAAGAGAAAAUUGAAGAAAAUGGAAGUUCAAUUAUCGGUGAAAAGAAAAUGAAUAAAAAGAGAAAGUUUAAGAAAAGAAAGAACAACAAAGAUCUUGAAAGGGAAAUUGUGUUUUCGAAUCGAACCAUCAGCAAUCUAUCACGAGCUCUUGCAUCUAACGAGUGGCUCAAACUUGCUUAUGCUUUGGGCUUUCUACCACAGGGUAUUGCGCACUUUACUGGGAGGGCAAGCUCGGCACAGAACUCGUACAGUCAGUGUAGUUUAAUGUUAAAGACAUGGAGGGGUCUAACGUCACACGAGGAGAUUCUGCCUCGACUCUGCGACGCCCUUCAACGGAUAAGGAGACACGACUUGGCUUUAAAAGUUGGUCUUGAGUUGGCUAUUAAAGCUUCACCAGAUAAAACCAAUCAAAAAGACCCCACAUUACUUCCCGAGUUGUUGAAACUAAUAUCAGAAAACAGCGAUGUUAUAGCGCCACCUUACGAGUCGAGCAAGAUGACAUUAUCCGACUCAAAAAUAAGUUUCCUGGCUCGACAAAUAUUAGCAAGAGAAGAAUGGAAACGACUGGCUUACGCGUUAGGAUUUAUACCAGAAGAGGCCUCACAAAUUAUCGCAUCCGCAAGCAGUUCACAAAACCUUUACACACAAGCACACAUGAUGCUCACUAGGUGGCGUGAUCGCACAGCCCCUGAAAAAAUCACGGGGUGUCUGAAAGCAGCGUUCAUUAGAAUUCGAAGACACGAUCUGGUGUUCUUGCUCGAUAUUGGCGCAAUAACCGCCCCUGCAAACCAGAAUGGGGAUUCACUUGAAGAUAAAAUAAGAAAGUUGAAAGAUCAAAUAGACAGAGAACCGAGUAAUAGCCUCGGUUCGCAAAUCGUUGCAAAGUUCAAAGAUCUUCAAUUCUAAUAAAGUUAAAACGUGUUGUAGUUGUAUCAUAAAUCCGCGUGUUUGUGCAUUUACAAAUCGGACAAAUUGAAAUUAAUAGUUUACAAUUUACAUGAUGCAUAAAGUGGUUAUAGUGCGGGUAAGUUCGAAAAGGAUGAAUGAAACUUAUUUAUCUUUGCGUGACGUGGCAACGACAGUCGUUAUAACACGGAUUUAAUUGUGUUUUGUAUUUAAUAAAAUGUAUUAAAAGAAUUACAACCAACCUUU